Molecule: messenger RNA, 2403 nt
Organism: Sinocyclocheilus grahami
Lineage: Eukaryota; Metazoa; Chordata; Actinopteri; Cypriniformes; Cyprinidae
Product: A-kinase anchor protein 9-like
Exons: 13
Biological process (GO): signal transduction
Molecular function (GO): molecular adaptor activity
Source: RefSeq, a predicted model, not a curated record
GUGCUGCGUCAGGCGAACGCUCGUCUGCGUCAGGCGCUGGUCGAUGUGCUGAAGACGACGGCGGCGGCGGAGGAGACCAUCGGCCGUCAUGUGCAGGGCAUCCUGGAGGCAUCCAGCGUGAAAGCAUCAGACGCGUCCUCGGAGAGCUUUCUCAGCACAGAGACGACUGCUGAUGACCUCAGCCUGUUUUCAGCAGAGACCGAGAGCGACGGAGGGCUGGAGUGCUUGCUGAAGAUCCAGGGGGCGGAGCUACAGCUGCAGGGGGCGGAGCUCCCGCAGGAGAGGGAGGAGCUUCUGCUGAGCAUCAGCACACGACUGCAGAGCGCCGUCGAGAAGCUGCUCAUCGCCAUCACUGAGACCAGCACUCAGCUGGAGCAUGCGCGGAUCACACAGACGGAGCUGAUGAGGGAGAAGUUCAGACACAGUGAGGAGAUGGAGGAGCUGCAGCGCAGACAGGAGGAGCUGCAGGAGUGUCUGGGAGAAGAGGAGCGAGCUCGGGAGCAGCUGGCACUGGAGUUGCACAAAGCUGAAGGUUUGAUUGACGGCUACACUGGCGAGCGUCUGGCGCUGGAGCAGCAGAUCAGCGAGCGUGCCGAGCUGCAGCUGCAUCUGGAGCAGGAGCUGUGUGUGACCGCUAGCCGUCUGCGUGAACUCGAACAGGAGCGCCAGCAGAUUCACCAUGAGCACGAGCUGCUGUUGCGCCAGCAGGACGCCAUGAGAGAAGGGGCGGGGCCUCGAGAGCUGCGACUAGUUGAGGCUGCUCUUGACGCAGCACCUGAAGCAGACCUGCUGGAGGAGACGGAGAAGCUGAUGGCGGAGAAGGUGGAGGUGCAGCGUCAGGCGCAGAAGGAGAGCGGCGAGCUGCUGCAGCAGGUGAAGCAGCUGGAGGCGGAGCUGGAGGAGCAGGUGAGCCGUCUGCAGGAGCUGCAGGAGACGCACAGCGCAGAGACGGCAGACCUGCGGCAGCAGAUACAGGCCUUAGAGAAACAGCUGGAGAAGAACCGCAAGUUCAUGGACGAGCAGGCAGCGGACAGGGAACACGAGCGAGACGUCUUUCAGCAGGAGAUUCACAACCUGGAGCAGCAGCUGAAGAAUCCCGCCAAAACACAGACAGGAAGUGACCGGCAGGACAGAGAGGUGCAGGAGCUGAGAGUGGCGCUGCAGGAGAAGGCAGACUGGUGCAGUGAGCUGCUGCUGAGCUCGGAGCAGCUGCAGAGAGAUGUGUGUGAGAGAGACGAGGAGAUCGAGACGCUGGGAGCACGCCUGAGGGAGCUGGAGCACACGCUCAUGCACAGGGUUGAAGAGGUCCAGCAUGUGUCUAUGGCAGGCAGAGCAGACGUCACACUGGAAGCACAGCUGCAGACAGAGAGAGAGGCUCUGGACAGGAAGGAGAAAGAGAUGGUGAAUCUGGAGGAGCAGCUGGAGCAGUUUCGAGAGGAUCUAGAGAACAAGAGCGAGGAGAUGAAUCAGCUCCACAUGCAGCUGGAGAUCCAGAGGAAGGAGAUCAGCAGCCAUCAGCAGGAUCAGGCCCGGCUCGCACAGGUCUUGGAGGAGAAGGACAGGCAGAUAGCCGUCCUUAACGAGCAGCUCGCUAAGCGUCAGCGCGCGGGAACAGACCCUGAGAAAGAGGUACAGGCGCAGGUGGAGGAGAAGGAUGAGGUUCUGCGUGAGCUGGAGGCGCAGGUGGAGUGUCUGCGGAGCGAGCAGGAGCGUCUGAGGAGGAACAGCGAGGAGGAGGUGGAGCAGCUCAACGCCGUCAUCGAGAAGCUCCAGCAGGAGCUGUCGCUCAUCGAGCACAAGCAGCCGCAGGACGAGAGCGACGAGAUGAAGCAGAGGAUGGAGGAGGCUCUGCGGGAGAAGACGGCUGCGCUCGUGGUGCUGCAGGCCCAGGUGCAGGCGCUGGAGGAGACCGCAGGGUCACGGGUCACGAGCUUGAGUCGGCGGGUGGAGGAGCUGGAGACCAGCGUGGAGGAGAAGGACUCGGAGGUGCGCGCGUGCAGGUUGAAGGUGGAACAAGUGCAAAGGUACGCCGACGCUCUGUAUGCUGAAGUGGCUCAGCUGGAGGAGAAACUCAGGGAGAACGUGGCUGCUGUUCUGGUCAGUCAAGCACAACUGGAAGCCAUCCAGACGCAAACCAAAGAGCUCCGUGCUGAGGCACACGCAGGAGAAGCCAUGGGCCUCAGCGCGCAGCUGCGGUCGGAGGGUCUCACGGCACAGGGUGGAGCCUCCACAGGGAAGACGAGCCUGCUGAUGGAGACGCUGAAGGAGCUGGAGGAGGGUCUGAGCGGGAUGCAGAAGGACCAGGAGCUGCAGAAGCAGCUGUUGAGCAGCUCUGAGGAGGAGGUGAUGGAGUACGAGAGGAGGUUAGCCGUGAUGAUCGACCUACUGAACCAAAUGAGAACC